Rosa rugosa (rugosa rose) is the source of this 921-nucleotide messenger RNA. RefSeq lists its product as uncharacterized. The coding region runs from base 124 to 789 and encodes 221 amino acids. The transcript has a single exon. The record is from RefSeq and is a predicted model, not a curated record. NCBI's taxonomy places the organism in Eukaryota, Viridiplantae, Streptophyta, Magnoliopsida, Rosales, Rosaceae.
CUCCAACCUUAUAUAAACCUCCACCGUGUUCAUAUCCUUAAGCCAAGCUAGCUUCACUGAGCUUUCUGAGAAUACCCUGCUAGAAAAGAAAGCUUCUUUCUUCUUCAGAGCAAAAAAAAAACCAUGGAUUAUAUCAUUCAUAGCAAAGCCAUCAAGUUUUUGCUUUCAAUCUCUGUCUUUUCAAUCUUGUUCUCUCAGUCUUCUCUAAUUUCUUUUCUUGUUCAUUUCUCCAAUGCCUUCAUAUCUUCACCUUCUGUGAGACUGUUCAGCUACACUUUUGACAAGAACUACAUGUUCCUGCUUUGCAAUGGACUCCUGGUGUUCAUUGUGAAGAAUUCUGGUCUUAUUGGGACUUCUCCAUCGGGGUCUAAUCUCAUCAAUGAUGAAGAUGAUGUGAAGAUCAAUGGCGAAACCCGGGAAGUUGGAGUGGUCAAGUUGACAGAAACAAAUGCACAAAAGGCAGAGGAAGAUCAAGUUAUCAAUGUAGAAACUGAACAAGUGCAAGAAGAAGAGAAAAGGUUCUUGAUUACAGAAGAAGAAGAAGAAUGCAGAAAUGGAAUAGUCACUGUGGAAGAUCAUGAUGAAUUUGAAGAAGAAGAAGAAGAAGAAUGCAGAAAUGGAAUAGUCAUUGUGGAAGAUCAUAAUGAAUUUGAAGAAGAAGGAGAAGAAGAAGUUGGGUAUCUGAGUAAAGAAGAGUUGAACAAGAAAUGCGAUGAGUUUAUAAGAAAAGUCAGAGAAGGGAUUAAACUUGAAGUCCAACAAUCUAUGAUCAUGGUUUCAUGUCAGUGAUCAAAUUGAACUCACUAGGAAGUUUGUUAGUAGAAGACUAGCUUUUUUUUUUUCCUUCUCUGGUCUGAAUUAAAAGACUGCUCUGUAACUUUGUGUGUGUUACGAAUUUUGUAGAAGUACCCUUCUUCAUCA